Messenger RNA from Folsomia candida, 2152 nucleotides. RefSeq lists its product as uncharacterized. NCBI's taxonomy places the organism in Eukaryota, Metazoa, Arthropoda, Collembola, Entomobryomorpha, Isotomidae. The coding region runs from base 636 to 2024 and encodes 462 amino acids. The transcript is spliced from 2 exons. The record is from RefSeq and is a predicted model, not a curated record.
CCAGAAAAAGCUGCGUACUCCGGCCUCCGGAGGCCGGAGUACGUACUCCAAGCCCGGAGUACUCCGAUCUAUGAUAAUACCAGGCACACCGUCGUGUGUUACUUUUUGCUUUUUAAGUUAGUCAUCUAAAACGUAGCGUUAAGGUACAAAUGGGAAACUUUCCAACAAUUUUGCCUGUGAUUGUUUAUCACUAGGAAAGCCAAAUUUACGUUAAUUGUUACAUUGAUUCGAUUGGUUAUGAAUUCAACUUUUGUACAUCACAUAAACUAUAAUAAAUCGUUUCUGGCUAGGGUAAGUUUCGGAUCGGUUUCGGAUCAGUCUUGGGUUCGCGUCGGUUUCGAUUCCGUGUGGAUUUUUAUAAAAAAAUGUUGGGAACGGGUCGGUUCGUGUUGUCAUAUUUUCGGGUUUCGGGAACCGUACUCACCUCUAGCAGGUUUUUUAACGUGCUUACGUCAACCAGGCCAUCAUUGUCGCAUUGUUCACUUACAUAUCUCGAUUGAUUGCCAACAUCCAAUCAUUCAACCAACACCUUAACACCGGUGCCAACGUUUUCUGUCCUACUUAAUAGAUACAAAUUCACAUACAUAAAACUUCCUGACUAAAAAAACGGAAUUUGAAAGAGUAAAGUGUCUAACAUGUCCAAAAUAGCCAAAAUGGACACCGAGCUAUCCGAUCUAGCAGUUCUUGACUUCGUUAAGCUAAUCAAUUCCACAUUAAAGAUGUUUCCCUUCUUUGGGUCCAGUAUUUUUGGCGCCAAUUCAACAGAUACCUUGACCUACCUUGACGCCAGGAUUUCCAGGAUGCCGGAAGGGCGUAAAAAUGAAAUGAUCGAAUUUGUCCAUCGUGUCGUUCUACACACUUUUCUAGGUCAGCUGGAAGAUCGAUUAAAAACAGAAUCAAGCACCGACUGGCCUAGCAUUAUCAAGGCGGAGUUGCCAAAUUUAACACAGAUGUUGAAUUUUAUGAGUAAAUAUACAAGCCCUUUAGCCUUGGAAAGAUUGGCCGGCGUGGUAAAAGCGUUGCAUGCUUGGCCCCCUCGUACGUCUGAAUACGACCAAAUAUUCGAGCUACCAAUCGUUUUAUGGCAUGAAAUCGAAUAUUGUAGAAAUUUUCCUUUACAAUUUGCACGUUGCAAUUGCGUAAUGGGAGCUUCACCCAGUUUUACCCUGGUCAUCAGUGACGCAAUGAACCUCAACCAUUGCACCAAUUCCGUCGUGUUGAUAGAAAUGUUGUAUAUGGGAAGAGCAUCGACUUCUAUGACCAAUGGGAUCGAAUUCAAAGGAAGCAGAAAACCCGACUUGGCCAAAAAGAAGGAUAUUUGUGCACAAGGGCUGACGCAUUUUAGUGUUGACCUCAAAGAAUUUGCGGAGAAAAUACACAAUAAAAACGCCCUAAAAAGAAGAUACGGAGCUGUAGAAAUUUGUGUAGAGUUUGGCAACAUUUUCACAGCUGAGAAGGAAGUCAAAGUGUUUCGCCUAGGAACGAGAAUUCAUCCGAAGGAAUUUUCACAAAAAAUUUUGGCAUCUGAUUUUGGCGACGAGUGGUGGUUGUUGAAUGAGAAGAAGGGAUUGCACAAACUCGGAAAGAUGGAAACAAGGUGGCCGAUAAAUUACUGCACAGCCGAGAAAAAUUGUUGGACGCACCCGGAAGUCGUUAUUCCAGGAACACACACCGUGGAUUUUGCAAAAGUUAAAAUCAAGUUUCGAAAUGGACACGAGUGCAUCGUGACGAAGGAUGGUCGGCGAGGGUAUUGUAUUGAGUGCGAAAUUUACCAUAAUUUUGAAGGGAAAUGUAGCGGAAAGGUGGGAGAGGAUUGGAAGGAAUUUAACUUCGGUAAGUUGGGCACAGCAAACCUGGCAAUGAAAAUGUUUGCGUAUAAAUGUCCCUUGGAAAAGCGCGACUGGAUAAAGGAUAUUCAAGAGAAAUAUAAAAUGUUUGAUGAGAAUCAGUUCGGCAUUAUUACUCAACACUGGGAACAAUGUAAAGAUUGGUUUGUCACGGAAUGGAGAGCUCUAAAAUUCUGAAUCAACUGCAGCCAUCCUUAAAUUAAGGCACUGACUAUGCGAUGACGCCAGCGGUCUCGUUCGGAUUUUGAUAAAACCAAGAUAAUUAUGUAGCCUUACACAAAUAAUUGAACACAUGUUUCGGGAUU